Chelonus insularis is the source of this 1254-nucleotide messenger RNA. Its product is annotated as valacyclovir hydrolase. The transcript is spliced from 5 exons. The coding region runs from base 173 to 1063 and encodes 296 amino acids. Lineage: Eukaryota; Metazoa; Arthropoda; Insecta; Hymenoptera; Braconidae. The record is from RefSeq and is a predicted model, not a curated record. Gene Ontology annotation, molecular function: serine hydrolase activity.
CGUGCAUUCACAUAUUUUUCUUCAACUGUAUGUAUUGCAAUUAUUAAUAUUCAAAAAUGAAAGAUCAUCGACCUUGGACUCAUGGCUAACAACUUGAUAACAGAAAAAGAUAGAAGCCAACUUAAAGUAGUUUUAUCAUUUUGGACCUUGUUCUCUACCAAAGGAUUAUAAAAUGAGCUUGAAAAAUCUUUCUAAAUUGCGGAAAAUUCUUUUUCCCAAGUCAUUAUCAUUGAACGUGAUAGACAGAUCAAUAUUCAUCAAUAUGCGAAAGCUAUCGACCACCUCUAAUGCAGUUGAGGAGAAGAAAGUGCACGUUAAUGGAGUUGACAUCAAUUAUGUCAAAACUGGAUUAGGAGCUCACCCAGUUUUAUUGCUUCCUGGUGCUUUAGGAUCUGGAUGGACUGAUUUUAAACCUCAGAUUGAGAAAUUAGACAAAACAAAGCUGACAGUCGUUGCUUGGGAUCCACCAGGCUAUGGAAAAUCAAGACCACCAGAUAGAAUUUUUUCAAAAGAUUUCUUCGAGCGUGACGCUCAGUACGCCCAUGAUUUAAUGAAGGUACUAGGAUUUUCAAAGUUUUCUCUCAUAGGCUGGAGUGAUGGAGGUAUAACUUCACUUAUACUGACGGCUAAGAAUCCAGAAAGUGUUGAUAAAUUAGUCAUUUCUGGAACUAAUGCCUACAUUCUUCCUCAAGAAAUCAAGAUCUAUGAAGGUAUAAGAAAUAUUGAUUCAUGGUCUGAGCGUAUGAGAGCACCCUUACUAGCUCUCUAUGGCAGAGAUUACUUUCAAAAAAUGUUAAACGCGUGGGUAGAUACAAUGAGUAAUAUUUACCAGACGAAGAAUGGCGACCUUUGUAAAGACUCAGUUACACAAAUUAAAUGUCCUACACUAAUUAUGCAUGGAAGAAAAGAUGUUAUGGUUGACCCAGAACAUCCGGUUUUUUUAAAAAAGAAUAUUCCAAACUCAAAGCUGGAAUAUUUCAAUAAUGGAUCACAUAAUUUUCAUCUGAAAUAUCAUGAAGAAUUUAAUAAAAUGGUGACUGAUUUCAUUAUCAAUAAUAACUAAAAAUACCGUUUUUUUAUUGUUCCAAAUAUUCAUAUUUCAGAAAUAAUUUUUAUGUAAAUACUUUUGAUUUUGUAAAUAUAUCAGAACUGACAUUUAAAAAAUGCUGCUUGAAUUUUAAACUUGUUUACCUAGACAAAAAACAAAAAUAAAACAAAAAAUUAUGAGAAGUGUAAGAAUGAUACAGCAUAAGU